Messenger RNA from Nyctereutes procyonoides (raccoon dog), 747 nucleotides. RefSeq names its product chromosome unknown C19orf18 homolog (gene CUNH19orf18). The transcript is spliced from 6 exons. The coding region runs from base 1 to 747 and encodes 248 amino acids. Lineage: Eukaryota; Metazoa; Chordata; Mammalia; Carnivora; Canidae. The record is from RefSeq and is a predicted model, not a curated record.
AUGGACAAAGUUAAAAGUUCUUUCACCGUUUUAGUUUUGUUUUUAAUGGAAUAUCCACUUCUUUUAUGUUUGCCUUAUGGAGGUGAGUUCAAACCAGUUGAACUAGCAACAGACUUUUGCUACAAACAGCUACAAACAUCCGCAAAUGUCACUAAGCAGAAAGGACUUACUUCAAGACCCAGAGGUAAUGGGAAGGGUGAUACACCUAGCCCUAUAAAGAACAACCAGAGUUUUAAGGCACAUUCGACACCCCUGAACACCGACACCUGGAAUGCAGGUUCCUGGAAUGGCAUUCUUGAUUUCUCUCUAACACCCUUUCAGCACAGCACUGCGCACCCUGAGACCAUCAAUGCAACAUCACUGAUUCCACACAGAUCUGCGCUUGUUCAAGUAAUUGUAAUUGCGUGUGUAGCCUUCAGCAUUGCCCUGAUAUGUGGAAUUACUAUUUCCUAUGUGAUAUAUCGGCUGGUCCAGGCUGAGGAAAGACAGCAACUGGUGUGGCUUUAUAAUAAUGUCAGGAUACCAUUUCUGGGAGAUGAGGACGAGGUCUCUGAGGAUGAGAGCCAGGAUGAGUCCACCUACCUACUUCCAGAGAAUGAGAAAGAGCUGGAAAAGUUCAUUCACUCAGUUAUUAGAUCCAAAAGAAGAAAGCAUAUGGAGAACAAGAGAUUGAAGAAUGAACAAAUGUUCAUACAGGACACAAAACUGAACAAUUCUCUGCACAGUGUAUUCUCAGAGAAUCUAUGA